Molecule: messenger RNA, 1801 nt
Organism: Daktulosphaira vitifoliae (grape phylloxera)
Lineage: Eukaryota; Metazoa; Arthropoda; Insecta; Hemiptera; Phylloxeridae
Product: DNA-directed RNA polymerase subunit beta''-like
Exons: 2
Coding region: 39-1736 (565 amino acids)
Source: RefSeq, a predicted model, not a curated record
UUUUACAGAUAGAAUAUCAUUUAUAACUUUUCUAAAUCAUGACUAAUAAAUCAUAUUUACUAAAGUGUUUUGCUCUUUUAUAUUUGAUACAAAUUUCAACAGAAGAUACUAUUGCAGACGAUUUUAAAAAAUAUGUUAUUGAAUCAUUAAAUUACAUUCGUGAACAAACUGGUUGGAAGUCUUUGAAAAAUAUACAAUUUAAACAAGGUGAUUACACAUCUAACAUCGACAACUUUACCAGUGAACUAAUAGAUGAAAAUAAUUAUCUUAUAAAACUUAAUUAUAUGACUCAUCUUGUAAACUGUAAAUACACUAAAAAAAUACAAAAAUUUAACUAUUUUUUAAGUCUAAUUUUAGAUAAAUGUGAAACAUUUUUAAAUAGAAAAAAAGAUUUUGAAUUUGAAUUUUGUGUGAAUCAUGUGUUUGAAAUUAUAAAUAAUUCGAAAAUGAUGUUUCUUAAAUUAUUAGAUGUAACCAAGUAUAUUGACAAGAUAGAUCUACGAAUAAUAAAUCCACUUACACUUAGUCUUAAACCUAUAAACAUUGAAGUAGAAUAUUUAUUCAAGGCUGAUGUAAUGAAGAUUAAAAAAAAGUCAAAACGAGAUUGCCAAAAAACCUUGCCUAAAAGUAAAGUUCUCUAUACUUUCCAAAAAAUUAGAGAUUUUAGUACAGAUAUUUUACAAAUGGUAUUAAUCCUCUAUAAAAAUAGAGAGGUAUGUGGUCCCUUUAAUGAAAAUUUAAUUAAUAUGGAAUCAUCAAAUGAAAAUGGUAUACAAGAAUUAAUUAAAUCGUUUAAUGAUCUCAAAAAUUAUGAUCAGGAUAUUCUAGUUUAUUUCAAUUCUUACUAUAAACAAGUCGUUGAUAGUUGUUACUUGCAACUAGGCUUCGAACAAUUAAUAGGGACUAAUAAUUUCAAAUAUAAUCAUUGUUCGAGUAACAUCUAUUAUUUGAAAGAUGGCGUUCGUAUAUAUAACUUUUUACUUUCUCACAGCGGUUGGAAAUCUUGGAAACACCUUAGUGUAAUAAAUUACUUUACUAAAAAAGUAUUAAUAGAUAAUGAACCAAUACAUUAUACUGACAUAAUUGGCCAAGUAAAUAAAGCUAACUAUUCAGUUAUACGGACAAGUACUGUUCAAGUUUUAAGAUGUCGCUACCUGGAAAUAAUUGAACAUUUUAAAAAUAUGUUGGACACCGUAGUAAAGAUUAGCGAAAACGAAGAUAAAAUCGAUUGUGCGAUAAAUAUCUAUGAAACAAUUUUUAAAUCUGAUGGAAUGUUUAAAAAUUUCUUGUUUGCUUUAUGUACAUUAAGACAUACGGCAAGAGAUAAAAUUAAUCGCAUUGAUUCAACUUCCUUAGAGAAACUGAUCGAACUUUAUAGAAAUUUUAUUUAUGACGUCAAAAGAAAAUACAAUUCAACAAAUGUAUUUGUUUACAAUAAACUAAACGAAGCCACAUUAUUCAUUAAUGACAUAAAGUGUGCUCAUAUUACAAAUUUAAGUAAUGCAUUUAUAACAGCAGAAAGAUAUAUUAGAACAACUUGUAAAAUCAAUAAAGAACUUUCUGAUAUGGGUCAUUUAAUGGAUAGAUUUAUGGAAUUAAAUAAAUCUAGUAAUUUAAUAAAAAAUGGUAAUAUUCAUAAAUCUAUGUGUAAGUUUUUAAAUUUUUUUAUCGAAAAAAUGACAAAAGAAAACUAUGACAAUUUAGGCUUUAAUAAUAUUAAUAAAAUUAUUCUAUAAAAACCAAAUUUUUUUUGUAAUCUUAACUUUUCUUCAUUGUUUCAAUAUAAUUAUAUUUUUAUUAA